GCCGCCGCAGCUGGCAGUUGCAGUGUUGUCGGGACUCGGGACCGCCGACGCCGACCGUUCACACAGGCGCUCCGUGUGCGACAAAGCGAAAACAGAGCAAACUGUAAACAGAGGAAGUUACGGACGAACCGGCGUGUCAAAGACUCAUUCCCACCGUGAGUGCGUCGUGUGACAGUGACAGUGGACAGUGUCGUUGCGUUCUGUGUAUGUGUGGACGUUCUGUGUAUGUGUGUGUGAAAGUGGUGGAGUGUCCCUCGCCUCGUUCAAGAUGGAAACUCGUUCCUCUAGAACUCAGAGCCUCCGGCAGGCGGGACCCGAAGAUGACGGCGUCGUUUUGGGGAUCGACUUCGGCUGCACCAAGAUGGCCGUGGCCGUGGUGCAGGACGGCGACGUGGAUGUGCUGCCCAACGACAUCGGGGCGCGCACCACCCCCAGCGUGGUGCACGUGCAGGUGGAGGACGGCGAGCAGAGGCAGACGGCCCAGACGGGGGAGGCGGCCCUGCGCCUGGCGGUGAGCGACCCGGACAAGACCAUUCGCAAUGUGAAGCGUGUGAUCGGGCGCCCCUACUCAUCGGUCUGCAGGGACCCAGGCAAGCCGCUCCUCGGGCCAGUCAAGUUAACUGGCGGAGACGAGGACGCCACCUGGAUUCGCUUGGGAAGCCUGAUCCUGAGCCCGGAAGAGAUCGCGGGCACGCUGCUGCUGGACGUCAGGAAGUUCGCAGAAGCCCACCUGAACCGCCGCGACAUCCGCAAGGCUGUGAUCGCCGUGCCGUCGUACUUCAACAUCGCACAGCGACAAGGGAUCAUUGAUGCAGCGAGGCUGGCGGGGCUGCCGGAGGUGCGGCUCGUCAACGAGACGACGGCUGCUGCCUUGGCCUUCGCGCACGACCGGGAGGGCCCCAAGCUCGUGGUCGUCGUGGACGUCGGCGGCGGGGGCGGCAGCGUGUCGGUGGUCAUGGUGGACGGCGGCGGGGUGCAAGUCGUGAGGACUUGCGGCAAGCGGCUCCCAGGCGGCGACGAAUUCGACAUCAGGAUGAUCAACUACCUGUGGACUGUCAUCAGGGAGGAACACGGGAAAGAGGUGGAGGACCACCGGUCCAUGGAGAUCCUUCGCUCCACUUGGGAGAAGGCCAAGCAAAAGCUUUCGAGGAUUCCUCACGUAGAGAUAUCGACGUUCCUCCCCGCCAUCGACAAGGAGCUGAAGCACACCAUACCAAGAAGUUUGUUCGAGGCGGAAUGCAGUGACUUGUUCGAUUUCAUCCUGCACGAGAUUUCGCGCACCCUGAAAAACGCAAUGGGCUCUCUCCCGGAAGGAAGCUGUGUGGACCACGUGGUGCUGGUUGGCGGGUCGUCCCGCAUCCCCCACCUCCGCGCCGAGAUCGACAAGCUGCUGCCGGGCAAGCUGCACAAGGCGCUGAGCCCCGACGAAGCGGUGGCCCGAGGGGCCGCCCUGCUGGCCGCGGGGGCCGUGCGGGUCGACAGGGAGGUGGUGGGCCGUGACACCUACGUGACGAUCGGCGGCACCACAUUCUUCUACGAUGCAGAUGAGCUGCUGGUGGAAAAAGUGCUCCGUGCGGAUGUCAGGGCAAAGGAGUACUUUGCGGUCCAACAAGCGAGUGAAUAUGGAACCAACACCCUUGAGGACAUAUAUGAAGAGGAGAGACGUCUCUACGAGUUUCGUUUUAACACGUCUGGUAUCAUGCUUUGCUUUGGCACGGAUCGGUCUCAAAUGUCGCUCAAACCAGCUUACUGCCUCGACAGCCAGAGGCUUCAACACCUAGAGCGAAAAAUGGAGAGACAAAUGCAUGGGCAGAAGGUUGAGAUGGACCGCGCCCAGGCGAAGAACUCUUUAGAGAACUUUCUUCGUGAAGAACUGGCCAAGGAGACGGUCCAAGACGCGUGGCAGAAAGAGGAGAGGCAACUGAGGGACCUCUGUAAACAAACGUUGGAUGACAUUUCAAGAGAUCCGAAUCUGUCUAAGGAGCGUGCUGACAAAAUAUUAUCUCUUGUCAGCACCCGACGGGAGGAGAUAAACAAAGCACGAAUCUCUGCGGCAAUGGAAGUUCGAAGGAAGGAGUUGCGAGAGAAGCUGGCGACGCACUUGGCAAAGUACCUGCAGGAAGAGGUGUCGCCGGACAGCGCUUACGCGCGCGCUGACUGGGCCGCGGACGGCGAGUGGCUCAAGGGUCCAGGCCAAACCGCUGACCUCGCCGAGUUGCAGAGGCGCCUGAUGGAGGCGAGGCGCAGGAAGGAUGCUUUGGAGGCGGGCAGGAGGGCGCGGCUGCAGGGAGUCAAGAACGGCCUGGAGACGACUUUGAACUCCCUCUCGCUGUCACUGCAGGAUGUCCAAAAUUCAUCCGACAUCGUGUGUGAGAAACUGGAAAAGCAUCUUCACCUCUACACUGCAAAAUCUAAAGAGAUGUCAGAGUGGCUCGAACGGCAUCCAAACGCCCAUGUCACUGAUUUUGAAGAGAGGCUGAACGAUGCUACAGAGAUGUUAAAGGAUUGGAAUACAGUUUGUCAGACUCAUUUCAGAAGUAAACUGGAACUCAAACUGAAUGAAACGCUGCAAAUGUGUCCAAAGGAUGAGAAAUGGUCAUUAAGGUAUACUGAGAAGUUUAGUAAUAUUGAGUGUUGGUUGAAUUCUUCUGAAUCUCAAUCGGCUUCGGCUGAUGCCUUCCGUUCCAAGUUGCAAGAUGUAAACAAAGAAGCAGCCAUGUUAAAGAAAGAAUUGAAAUCCAUGAGCACUGACCUGUUGGGAAAACUGUCCACGAACCUUGAAGUGUAUCUUAGCUCAGAGCUGACCAGCAAAGAAACACCCUGCUUUGCCCAAGCCGUAGAGUUUAAACAAUACUGCCGUGAAGUGCAUAAUUGGAUUAAGAAAUAUCCCAAUGCAUCGUACAAUGCACUUCAUGACAAUCACGUAGAGUUGUGCCGACGAGCAAGAGAUCUUAAGCGCUCUCAGCACCAAUUCAAAAAGCUGAUAUCCAAAACGGCUCUUGCCAAGCAAAUUCGCUCAAUUCAGGCAAAGCAUAUUAAUGAACAUGAUAUCGCCCGUGAUUUAGAGGAAAGUUUGGUAGCUCUUAGCAAAAAAUAUCGUGUGUCUUAUGUUGAAAAUGAGGAAGCUCAUUUUGAUCAAAUUCAAGCCUGUCUAAAAGAAUUAAAUGAAAAAGAGGUAGAGAUCAAAAAUGAGAGAAACAACAGACUUAUUGCAAGAAGCUUGUUGGAGGCAGCCCUGGAUUUAGUUACUGAGAAAGGGUACUCAAAGCUGGCCUCCCCUCAUCGACAUUGGCUCCAGUCACUCCCGGCGCGCCCAGCGGCUGAGUUCGAGAAGAGACGAUGCCGCGUCCUCGCAGACGCAGGCGUCGAAGAUGGCCUGCAGAUGCUACUCCCGUCGGGAGAAACCAAUGCCAACGGUAGCAGUAAAAGUGGCUUGCAAGUAAAACUUGAGUGCAUCCCUCAAACAAUACCCACCCACGAGGCUUCAGGAGAGAAAGCAGAAGAUAUGGAUGUCGAAACGGCGACAAGCGGCUCCGCGCAGUCCAGAGACACGGUGUUGAGGUUGAUGAGAGACUUGUGGACUCGGGCCAGCGAUGUGGUCGCCCCUCGUGGAUGGCAGGCCCUGCCCGCGGCGGGCUUGGAGCCGUUGCUGGCGCAACAGCUGCACGUGCUGCAGUCGCUGGUCGUGGCGCUGGCCCUGCGCACGCUGCGCGAGGCCAAGGAGGCCGGCGCCAUGUCGCUGUUGGUGGACACGCGGCAGGACGACACGCGCUGCCUCGCCUCCCUGGCCGUGCGCUACGUGGACGCCCGGGGCCAGCCCGUGGAGCGCCUGCUGGUGGUGCGGGAGGUGCAGAUCUGGAACGACGACGGCGCGGCGCUGCUGCAGUCCUUCUCGUCGCUGUGCAGCCAGGCGGACGUCGACUGGAAGGCCUUGCUCGUGGGCGUGAGCGCGGAGGCGGCGGGCCUGGUGGGACAGACCUUCCUCAACCACCUGCAGGCAUUGGUCAAGGACACCGUCCCGGAGCUGGUGAACGCAGGCGUCCCUCUGGAGGACACGGUGGUCGCGUCCUGCUACCGACGCCUGCGCGAGGACGACACCUACCGAGUGAUCGGCUCGUUCUUCAGCACCAUCGACUCCUUGAGGAGCUUGUUCGCCGCGGGCAGCCCGAGCUUCGCUGUGCUGCGGAGGGCCUGCGCGUCGCUGCAGCCGGGAGACGACCCGUGGCGGACGUACUCCACCUCCAUCGGCUUCGUCUCCGCGGAGCGCCAGGGCGUCGUGGAGGCCCUCAACGACCUGGUGGACGUGCGGCCCCACCUGUACCAGACCGCCAGCGUCCUCGCGAAGUCCCUCGCCCCGUCCUCGAAGGGCGACCCGUUCACAGUGUGUCUGGCGGCCUUCGGCAAGUUGUUCCAACUCAUGGGAGACUUCUUCAGGCUGGUGGACUUCCCCAGCGCGUUCCACGCGGACCGCGCCCACCUGCUGCAGGAGCACCCCUUCUCGGCGACGGAGGAAGUGGCAGCCACGCUGCUCGGCCAGAUCAGGACCACGCUGACGUUCCGUGAGUGGAGCUUGGAGUGGGAGAAGAACCUCGGCGCGGUGGUGUCGAAGUGCGUGGAGGUGACGGCGCAGGCGGUGGUGCGUGCGCGGGACCAGCUGGUGCACCUCGCCACGGCGCUGACCCAGCGUGUCUCCAGCGACCAACUCCAGGCCCAGCAGCUCAACGGCAGCCAGUUCCCCACCCUGAGCGCCGCACUGUCGUCCGGACUGAGCCUGGUGGUGUUCCAGCAGUGCGUCCCCGACGUGGGUAGCCGCGUGGUCCGCGCCCUGGCGACGCCGCUGCUGCCUCCCAACGGGCCGCGCUCCACCGAGCAGCUGGGGAAGGCCUUCGCGCAGACGGCGGGCUGCCCCGCGGACCGCGUGGGCUGCUUCGCCAUGCUGGCGACGCACACGCCGAACGAGGACGCCCUGAGCGAGGCUAUGCGAAUCCUGACUCUGAGCGACGUUCGCCGACUUCAGAACGCCUGCUGAAGUCGCUUUCGAGCCCCACAGUGCGCUGGCGAGUCAUUUAAAUGUGUACCGAUUUGGUACAACAAAUUAACUGCUGCGCGAAGCGAAUUAGCUCGGGGGCUCCCCCGGUAUGCCCUUGUGAACUCACACCUAGAUUAUCAGUGUAUGUGGUUGCCGAGUAGAGUAUGCGCCUAUUCGUAAGUGUUAUCACAAUGUUCUGUGAAAAUUGAUCAGCCUUGCUACAGCUUUGCCAAACGGCAGACGGAUGGAGUGGUUCGCGCCUCCCGCCACUGAGUGGUUUGUGAUUCUUACAUUGCCACAACCAUCCUGUCGCGUGAACUCUGUCGCGCUGUGGUUCUCGGAAUAGUGCCGGCUGGUUGCUGUUUCCGCCACUUAUGGUUUGUGAUUAUUAGAAUUUUGUAAUCAAUCAGUCAAGGAACAUGUCACUGUUCCCCGAGGCAACGCAAGUUUGCUGACGCGGCUAAUGUGCCCUGCAUUGAAAUGUUGUAGCAAUUACUUACAUCUUAUUUUUGAUUGUUUGUUAAUCAUUCUGACUGUUCAGUUAUUUUUAGUGUACAAUUACACUCCUAGUCUUUAGUUUUUAAUUGACGUCAAUUUAUCUUUUUCUCUUGAAUUGACAUCACCAGUUAAUGUGUUUUUGUUUUAAACUAAAUGUCUUAGAAACGCAA
Messenger RNA from Thrips palmi, 5697 nucleotides. RefSeq lists its product as uncharacterized. The transcript has 18 exons. Gene Ontology annotation, molecular function: ATP-dependent protein folding chaperone; ATP binding. The coding region runs from base 269 to 5029 and encodes 1586 amino acids. Lineage: Eukaryota; Metazoa; Arthropoda; Insecta; Thysanoptera; Thripidae. The record is from RefSeq and is a predicted model, not a curated record.